Sipha flava (yellow sugarcane aphid) is the source of this 1830-nucleotide messenger RNA. RefSeq lists its product as uncharacterized. NCBI's taxonomy places the organism in Eukaryota, Metazoa, Arthropoda, Insecta, Hemiptera, Aphididae. Gene Ontology annotation, cellular component: nucleus. The transcript has 10 exons. Gene Ontology annotation, biological process: nuclear protein quality control by the ubiquitin-proteasome system; proteasome localization. Bases 304 to 1689 code for a protein of 461 amino acids. The record is from RefSeq and is a predicted model, not a curated record.
GGCGCGCUCGUCUUCGACGUCCGUACGGUCGCCGGGGAAAAGAGUUUUUCCCGCUAAAAAACCGUCGCGCGGAACCCCUGAUCGCGGGUUACGGAAACGACCGUCGAAACGGCUCGUCGCGUUCCGUCGGCACAAAGACGUCCGCUCGUCCGCAGUUCCCGCUCGUCGGUCGUCCGUCGCUGUCGCCGUCGCGCGCCGUUUCCCGUACGUCAACAUUCUCUCCACUCUCUCCCGCCCGGACGCGCAAAAUUUUCCACUCGCACCAGAUAAUAUAUUGUAAGGACAAUUAUUGAAUGCCUUAAGAUGGAUGCUCCUUCUAAUUCUACAGAAACUCGUAUGAUGACUAGGAGUGUAUUAGCUGAAAUACCAACUACACUUGAUCCACUUGGUCAUUUAUCUUUGACAUUAAGAGAAGGUAGUACUAACAGAAGAAUUGAUCAAAUUCCUAACAUUGUCAAUACAUACUUCAACUUUUCUUCAACUUAUAUAUCCCAAGAUGAAUUAGUCAUACAACAACGUGGACCUCGAAUUUCUCCAAUUGUCUUUAGUCCUGAUAUUGAUACCAUUAAACAAAAUGGGGAAGAAUCACAAACUGAUUCAGGUGAUCUCAAUAGAAGUUCGAUUACUUUGAGAAGUGCAUGCAAAAGAUUACAGUAUGAUUCACCUGAGUCACCUUCUCCCGAAACUGACCAAAUUAAUGGGGAAGAAUCACAAACUGUUUCAGAUGGUCUCAAUAAAAGUUCAAUCACUUUAAAAAACGAAUGCAAAAGUUUGCUGUAUGAUUCACCUGAGUCACUUUCUUCUGAAACUGAUCAAAUUAAUGGGGAAGAAUCACAAACUGAUUCAGGUGGUCUCAAUAGAAGUUUGAUUACUUUAAGAAGCGAAUGCAAAAGAUUGCUGUAUGAUUCACCUGAGUCUUCUUCUUCUGAAACUGAUCUAAUUAAUGGGGAAGUAUCACAAACUGAUUUGAGUGUUCUCAAUAAAAGUUCGAUUACUUUGAGAAGCGCUCGCAAAAGAUUGCUGUAUGAUUCACCUGAGCCGUCUUCUUCAGAGACACCCCAAAUUAAUGGUCCCGUUGCCAAAAAGCUCUGUAUUGAACCAAAGUGUGAACUUCCUGAAGAUAAUUGUUUAUUAUUAGCAAUGAAAGCAUUGACUUCAGUGCAGCUUAUUGGUAUUAUUGAACAAAUUGUCGAUGAUCAUCCUGAUGUUGAAAAGGAAAUCAAAGCUUAUUUUCCAAAGAUUGAUUUAAAAUCUCAUGAAGAUCGAAUUUGUUAUUUAAAGCGUAAUAUUUACAAGGCAUUACCAAGUUCUAGAUUGAUUUCAAAAAGAGAUUAUACUGCAUAUAAUAGAGUGUCUGCUCAUUUAAUGGAUUUUAAAAAAUAUGUCAUCGAUCAAGGUAGAUUAUUAGCUGAAAGUCAUCAAUGGAUAGCUGUCAUGGAUUAUGUAUUUAUGGCAUGGAAGCAUGUUAAAAAUACUCCAGUAUGGGAAAAUCCAUGCCAUAACGCUGCACGCAGACAAUGUUUUAAGUCAUUAGCAGAAUUAUGUAUGUAUGCUCUCAAGAACAUGAAGAACACAUUGAACCCAAAUCAAUGUGAAAACUAUAAAAAGCAACUGAAGUUCCUAUCUGAUGACCAUGAAGAGUUACUAUUAUGUUUAAAAUUCCUGAACACCGAAGUUAAAUUUGAUUGAUCACUGAUUAAAAUCUAUUCCAUUUGUUUUCAUUUGAUUAUUUGUGUUUGUUAAAUGUGUAUAGACAGUGAUUAGUUACACUUAAUUAUUUUAUCUGUAUAAAAAUUAUUAAUGUAACCCAAAUAAAUAAUUUUGACUGUA